Messenger RNA from Cooperia oncophora, 735 nucleotides. The record is from the annotation of a GenBank genome assembly. NCBI's taxonomy places the organism in Eukaryota, Metazoa, Nematoda, Chromadorea, Rhabditida, Trichostrongylidae.
AUGCGACGUGCCUCGAUACCCGUAGCCGCCCCUCAAAGUUCUGAACAUGGUGUGCGUUACGCUCUUGAUCAUGUCCACUUCACUCCGACGCAGGAUGGUGUCGGAGUGCCGAACAGCAGCACUUCGGCGUUAUUCUUCGUUGAUCCGGUCAGCGGAGAGGUGAGCGCAAACCCGCAGCUCUCCGAGCAACCCCAAGGUGUUUACAGUGUCGUUGUGAAUGCUGUUGACGCGAAAUCGUCUGAGCCGUUGGAGCGCAUCGUCAAGAAGUUCCAUUAUGUAAAAGAUGACAUGAAGUUGCGCUACGUCUUCAGCAUGAAACUGGAAGAGUUUGCCGCCAGUCGUGAGCAAUUCUCCAAGAAGCUGCAGGAAGCUCUCAAAGUAGACCAUCCAGAAGGGAAGAUGCAAGUGGUCUUUUCGGAGCCCAAGAGAGAUAUGCGAAACGGAACAAGAACGUCGGUCUGUUUUCAUGUGGUGAUGAACGAGCAGGUGCAGAACGAACGUUCAGCCAUUUCUGGCCCUGUCACAAACAACCGUGGAAAACAGCGAACUCUCACGGCUCUAUCACACUUUCAACGUGGUCAACAUCGAGCGUUGCGAAGCGACCUCGUCGCCAUUGGUCCGCCAGUCGAGCUUCCAGCUUCCAAUGCAGGUUCUGCUGCUGAUUGCUGGUGUGGCCCUCCUUAUUGUUGUCCUCGUCGCCCUUCUCACUUACAUCUGCUUUGUGCGGCGUUAUAA